AUGGAUGUUACGGAAUUUCUGAACCGCACUGACCGCCGUAAUCUAAAGUCUCAAAUAGACUUUCAAGUGGCCCAAAAGAUGCGUGAAUGGUACCAGGAUGUGGAUAAUCGUCGCAUGAAUUUGAGCUUGCUCCUCCAAACCGAAGCUCUGCAGGAGGAUGAGGAAAUUGCGGAAAUCCUCCAGGAGCAAGCUGAUGAGGCGGAACGAAAACGACGCGAAUGGAUAGAAAUGGAGCGUCUUAAGAGAGACCAAGCCGAAAAAGAACUGGUUAAAGUUAAGCAACAGCAAAGGGAGAUUGAAAACUCAGAGGCCCAUUGUCAUAUGCAAACGAAGGAAAUCCUCUUGGAAACCAAACAAGCUCAGCUCCAUCAAAUCGAGGAAAAGAAGGCUUUGAAACGCCGACAAGCCUGCGUGGAAGUCCUUUGGCAGCGUGUUUGGCAGAGACUGGACGAAAGUCGGGCCCAACAGGAGCAAUAUGAGCUGAAGCUGAGGAAUUUGAUUGAGGGGAGAUGCCAGGCCCAGAAUCUGGAUAGAGACAGAGAGCUAAAGACUCAGAUGGCCCAAGAAGUGCUUGCCGAUCAAAGGGAAUGUUCACAAAACUUGGAACUUGCCAAUGAAAUGGAUGCCCUAAAAAAGCAACAAGAACUGAAAAAAACAAAGGACAAACGUCGCCAGCAACUCACUGAUUUGCAGGAUCAAAUAAAGCUCAAUCUUAAGAUUAAUGCCAAUCGUGCCGAGGUUAAUCUUCGGGAGGAUCGAGUUUAUAACAUACUCGAGGAUCGACAGAUUUACGAGGAGCUUAUGCAGAAGCACUGCGCCAGGGCCCAAAAUCGUGAUUGGCACCAGAGGUAUAUGACACAUACCGCCGAGGAGCGUGCCGCUCGCCAGGAGCAGGAUCGGAGGAGGGAACAGGAUUAUCUUGGCACUGGGUGUGUGCUCAGCCAGCAGCAGAAGCAACCAUAUGGCAGGGAAGUGCGUUAA
Drosophila serrata is the source of this 981-nucleotide messenger RNA. RefSeq lists its product as uncharacterized. The record is from RefSeq and is a predicted model, not a curated record. NCBI's taxonomy places the organism in Eukaryota, Metazoa, Arthropoda, Insecta, Diptera, Drosophilidae.